Messenger RNA from Magnolia sinica, 1130 nucleotides. RefSeq names its product protein RETICULATA-RELATED 1, chloroplastic-like. Gene Ontology annotation, cellular component: chloroplast inner membrane. Bases 77 to 844 code for a protein of 255 amino acids. The transcript is spliced from 6 exons. Gene Ontology annotation, biological process: plant organ development. Lineage: Eukaryota; Viridiplantae; Streptophyta; Magnoliopsida; Magnoliales; Magnoliaceae. The record is from RefSeq and is a predicted model, not a curated record.
AAUAUCAAUGUUUGGGUUUCGUGAAAUGCCAUCCUUAAAAGAUCUACGACGAUUCUUUCCGACGUGGACAUGACAAAUGUGUAUGAUUGGUAUCAUUGAUCUGGUGGGUCACGGGGUCAAUGGACCAACGCAGAGUGAAAAUCAAGAUUCGGUUUGGCCUCUUGGUGUUGCAAUCAAGUCCUGCUCUUUGCUUUGUGACCAAAUGCUUGCCGACCCAUCUUUCCUUUUCAAAGUUGCUACAAAGGUUGUUAUUGAUUCUUGUUGUGGAAUGUUUGCGGAAGUUAAAAAGAGGGGAAAGGAUUUCUGGGCAGAGUUCGAGUUGUUUCUUGCGGAUCUUUUGGUUGGGGUGGUUGUUGACAUUGCUUUAGUUGGGUUGUUAGCACCAUACGUUCGCAUUGGAAAGCCGUUUGUGUCGAAAGGGUUUUUUGGACACAUGCAACGUGUUUCUGGAGCUCUACCUAGCAGUGUAUUUGAAGCUGAAAGGCCUGGCAGCAGAUUUUCUGUCGGACAACGGGUUGGAACAUACUUCUAUAAGGGAGUUUUGUAUGGUUCAGUUGGUUUCUUUUGUGGGAUUAUAGGCCAAGGUAUUGCAAAUUUGGUGAUGACAGCCAAACGGAGUAUUAAAAAGUCUGAGGAAGAUAUACCUGUACCACCCCUCUUGAAAAGUGCAGCACUUUGGGGUAUGUAUAACUCUCAUGUCCUUGAUUCUACUUGUAUGUUAUUUUGUUACUUUUUGCAACUUGAAGGCAUUGGUGUCAACUGGCUGAUUCCUUCUGUUUCUAUCUUUUACAUACUGUUUGGCUUGUUUUAUGAGUACAAAUCAACACAAAACAAAGUUAUUUAAAUUUCCAAAGCUGGGCCUGAUCAGCAAUCUGAUGGCACAGUCUUUGACUAGCAACUGGAGCACUCUUGGUCUCCCAUUGAUUGAUCCGAUGGUCCCACAUCAGUACUUGGGCCAGCACACACCUCUAUCAUUAUGCAAUUCCAAGACAAGAAUGUUAAGGGGGUAUUGCAGAUGGUUCCAUUGCUAUGCCUCUAUCUAGGUUACACCCCUAUCAUAGUUCACCACCAUACCAUCACUUGGAAUAGUUACGUAUAUGGAUGGGCUCGGUCAACGCGAACCUGACUUA